GGCAGAGCAGGGAACCAGAGGCAGAGCUAGGAGACAGUGUUGCAAUAUUACAAGACAGCUUGUUUCCCACUAGACAUCAAUGUUGGUAUUCGUUGCCAUGGACUGAUCAACCCCAUCAAGCUGAGUGAAAGGGUGCAACAAUCUUUACGCGUGCAAAGAUGUUCGGUCGAUCCAGGAGUUGGGUUGGACAGGGGAAGGCCAAAAACAUCCAUUCACUUGACCAUUUGAAGUACAUGUACCAUGUCCUUACAAAGAACACAACAGUGACGGAUCACAACAGAAAUCUUUUAGUAGAAACCAUUCGCUCCAUCACAGAGAUCCUUAUUUGGGGUGAUCAAAAUGACAGCUCAGUGUUUGAUUUCUUUUUGGAGAAGAAUAUGUUUGCCUUCUUUCUCAACAUCUUGCGUCAGAAGUCUGGACGAUAUGUCUGUGUGCAACUUCUACAGACACUCAACAUACUUUUUGAAAACAUAAGUCACGAGACAUCCCUUUAUUACUUGCUCUCCAAUAACCAUGUCAAUUCAAUAAUUGUCCACAAGUUUGACUUCUCUGAUGAGGAGAUCAUGGCCUAUUACAUCUCCUUCUUGAAGACUUUGUCCCUGAAGCUAAACAAUCACACAGUGCAUUUUUUCUACAAUGAGCACACUAAUGAUUUUGCCCUGUACACGGAGGCCAUUAAGUUUUUCAACCACCCAGAGAGCAUGGUCAGGAUCGCAGUCCGUACUAUCACUCUCAAUGUGUACAAAGUGUCAUUGGACAACCAGCACAUGCUUCAUUAUAUUCGAGACAAGACCGCCGUGCCGUACUUCUCGAACCUAGUGUGGUUCAUUGGGAGUCACGUCAUCGAGUUGGACAAGUGUGUACAGACAGAUGAAGAGCACAAAAACCGAGGGAAGCUGAGUGACCUGGUUGCUGAACAUCUGGACCACUUGCAUUACCUGAAUGACAUCCUCAUCAUCAACUGCGAGUUCCUCAACGACGUUCUCACCGACCACCUGCUCAACCGCCUCUUCCUCCCCCUCUACGUCUACUCCCUAGUUGGCCAGGAACAGUCUGAAGAUCGGAAAAUAACGCCCCAGGUGUCUCUCUACCUGCUAUCCCAGGUGUUCCUCAUCAUCCACUACCAGCCUCUGGUGAACGCACUGGCCGACGUCAUUCUCAAUGGUGACCUCUCGGUGUUCUCCUCUCAAGCCGAGCACAAUGCACACAAAACCUUGGCUAACCCGGCUGUGCGGCGCUUCGCCAAGCCGUCUGAGAGCCUGGAGCGCUCCCUGGAGAUGAGCCGGCAAAAGGGGCGCAAGCGAACGCAAAAAAGGCCCAACUACAAGAACGUUGGUGAGGAAGAGGAAGAGGAGCGCGGUGGAGGGGCGGAGGAAGGCCCUGCCGAGGAAAAGGCUAAAGGUACAGAGGCUAGUUCAAAGGGCAGCAGGACGAUUGGGGACACGGAAGAGAUUGAGAUGGUGGUGAUGGAGAAGUGUAAGAUCUCUGACGUGUCCACACUGACGGAACAGAACAUCACAGAUGAGGAGAAGAGCGCUGCCCGCGCAGAGGGCCAGCAGAGCAGACCGUUCCUGGACAUGGUGUACAACGCACUCGACUGCACCGAAGAUGACUACCAUGCCCUCUUUGUGCUCUGCCUGCUGUAUGCCAUGUCGCACAGCAAAGGUAUCAAUCCUGCCCUGCUGGAGAAGAUCCAGCUCCCAGCGCCUGACCAAGACCGGACCUCCUACAGCCAGGUCCUAGUGGAGAGGCUCAUACGGGUCAUGAAUCAGGCAGCUCAACCAGAUGGAAAGAUCCGGUUGGCCACUCUGGAGCUAGGCUGUUUGCUCUUGAAACAGUCUGUGUUGUCUGGAAGUCAGUGUAUCAUCAAGGAUGUCCAUUUGGCCUGCCUUGAGGGAGCAAGGGAGGAGAGCCUGCAUCUCCUUCGCAGAUUUUACAAGGGAGAAGAGAUCUUCCUCGACAUGUUUGAGGACGAAUACAGAAGCAUGACUAGUAAACCUCUGAAUGUGGAGUACCUGAUGAUGGACGCCUCGAUCCUGCUGCCCCCCACGGGCACUCCGCUGACGGGCAUCGACUUUGUCAAGAGGCUGCCCUGCGGAGACGUGGAGAAGACGCGCCGAGCCAUCCGUGUGUUCUUCAUGCUGCGCUCGCUCUCACUGCAGCUGCAGACUGAGCCCGAGACCCAGCUGCCUCUCACUCGCCCAGACGACCUCAUCAAGACCGACGACGUGCUUGACCUCAAUAACAGCGAUCUGAUUGCCUGUAUGGUGGUGAGCAAGGAUGGCGUUCAGGCCCAGCGCUUUCUGGCUGUGGACAUCUACCAGAUGAGCCUGGUGGAGCCCGAAACAAAGCGUCUAGGCUGGGGUGUCGUCAAAUUCGCCGGCCUGCUGCAGGACAUGCAGGUGUCGGGGGUGGAGGACGACAGCCGGGCCUUGAACAUCAUCAUCCACAAGCCUACGUCCAACCCACACGCCAAGCCCAUGCCAAUCCUGCAGGCCAACUUCAUCUUCGCCGACCACAUCCGCUGCAUCAUCGCCAAGCAGCGGCUAGCCAAGGGCCGCAUCCAGGCUCGCAGGAUGAAGAUGCAGAGGAUAGCUGCUCUGCUGGACCUUCCAGUGCAGCCUUCCUCGGAGGUUCUGGGUUUUGGUCAGUCAGCAGCUGCGUCCUCCCAGUUGCCCUUCCGCUUCUAUGACCAGUCUCGCCGUGGCCCCGCCGACUCUAAUUCUCAGCGCUCCGUCUUCGACAAGGUCCCAGGUUUCGCGGUGGCCCACUCUGCAUCUCAGCACAGUCCCUCCCCGCUCUCUUCCCCCUCCCCCCCCUCCAGCAGCAGCGGCAGCACUGGCCAGUGCGACUCAGUCACCACCAGCACCCCCUCCACAGAGGGACCGACAGAUGAGGCAGCAUUGGCCGAGCGCACGCCUCCACCCUCCUCCUGUGUGGGCGAGGGGGGGGAGGGGGGCGAGUGCGCAGAGCUGGCGCUGGCACAGACGUUGACGGCCACUGCCCCUCUGCCUGCUCCCAUUCCAGCCUUGGCCCUGGCCCCUAGCCUGACGCCAGCCGCUCAGCCCACCAUCUCGCUGCUGUCCGACCCCAACACCGACGCCCUGAGCGCGGACUCGCUCACGCUGCUGCCCCCUGCCGACCCCCCGCGCCUCCGCAACUUCAGCACGCAGGGUGACGCGCCGCUUAUGAUGCCCACGGUGCCACUGCCCGACCCGUCCGAGGAGGAUCCAGAGCCACAAACGGAGGAGGAGGAAGAGGAGGAGGAAGAGGAGGCCUCAGCGCAGGAUGCGGCGGAUGAGGAUUCAGCCGAAUCCGGUCAGCUGGAGCUGGAAGGGAGUCCAACCUUGGGCACGAAUCCCGAGGAGUCCACUCCUCAGGCUCAAGGUCAGAGUUUAGAGACGGUCCCCGAGGCCGAGGCCGACCAGGAGCAGAGCGAAGGCCCCGACCCUGAGUCAACAGAAGCAGAGACGGCAGCAGACGGAGCCGGCGAUGAGCCAGAGUAGCCGCACACUCAGCCGGGACCUUGGACCAGGACGGGCUGCGAGACCAGAGACCAAACGGACGAACCCCACACACGCAGGUCUUCAAUUACACGAGCAAUCACACACACACACACACACACACACACACACACACACAUGAGUGCUGCUUCGGACUCCCCUCUGUUGCAGUGAAACAUGUACACACAUGCAAUUAGAAGCUAGAAGCUCUGGUAACUCACCACAGCUCUGCUCUGUGAAAACACACACAUUUCUUCAGAAUGCAUUUCAGUACUGAAUGAAUGAGUUGUUCAGGGUGAGGCAUUAGUGUUGGUGUUUUUGUCCCUUGCAAAGCACAGCAGUUUUCAGUUUUAUCCAGUAUGGUGCUGUGCAUAUGUUUUUGUGUGAGUGAGUGACAGUGAGAGAGCCUAUUGCUUCAUUUGGUUUUAGUAUUCUUGGAAAGCACUCAUUGCGUUUGUACAUAGACGUUCUGUCAGAAAAUUCACAUAUUGUUUGUCAAAGUGUGUGUUUGUGUGUGUGUGUGUGUGUGUGUGUGUGUGUGUGUGUGUGUGUGUAUGUAUGUGUGUUUGUUAUUUUGUGUGUGUGUGAGAUUGUGAGAGAGUGAGUGUGAAAAUAAGGGAGUGUGUCCAUGCUUUUACAGUCUUAACACUGAAGAAUGUACUCUGACCCAGGGGGUCUGACCCAGGGGGUCUGACCAGCGGUGCUCUCAGGAGGGACGAUGUCACCACCACACACCCCCCAACCCAUUCCCCAAACACACACACACACAUACAGGUCUCUGCUCUGGCCCUGCCCCGAUAUCUCAGCAGCGCUUAUGCUGGACACAGCUGUUCUAACUGCCCAUUCAUUCAGACGCUCACAGACUCUUCACACCUCUCCAACACGCAACUGUUGUAACACACAGGGAUUCCACAGGAUUGACACAUUAGUGCAGUUCAUCAUCACGUAGGUCUCCCACCAGACAUGGGCUUACCCCUUUGCUUUUGCUGCAGCUAGUGAAACACCAAUCUAGCGUAGUGUUUAGAAUGCAUUUUUUGUUUCCUUAGGGCACUGUGCUCUGUGUCUAAUGGCAUUUUUGUACUUGUUGAAUUUGAGAAAAGCAUAUAUGAUUUCACUCCAGUGCAAAGCUGUCUGUCUCUCAUCCUCUUUUAAAUUGCUCACACUUUAAAAAUGUAUUAAAAAGUUUUGAAAAGGAAGAGGUUGAAUUGCUAAAAAUGAUUCUGUGAGGCAAAUUGAGAAGCCGUCCUAUUGUAUUUUAAAUAUGACUAAACAAACAUAUACACAUGCAUAUACACUUAACAGUUACAUCUGAAGACACACUUACUGAAGAAAAAAAAUCGUAUGUGUAAAAGUCUUGUGCAGUGUCUUUAAAUGUAAGUUAUUUGAGGCAUUAGACACACAUUUGGAAUACCCACUGGACAGCCAGCAUUACCAAACCGGUUGCAUCCUGUUUUCGGAAGCUUAAAGAGGUGUAUAUUUUCUUAGCAAAGGUGUAUAUCUGUCAUACGCCUUAAGAAAAGAUGAUAAAGUGAUGUGUAAAAAAAUAAAUAAAAACAGAAUUAUCUAAAUGCUUGUGCUGGCCACAUAACAUGGAACACAUUCUCCCUGUAAACGUCAUGUUUAGUUGCAGUGAUUUAAAGCCCCCCUCCCCCUUUGGGAGUACAUAUGACUUUGUGUGCAUUCUGUCCUAGAUUGCUACAAUGCCCCAGGGUAGUGUUCCAUACAGUACACACACAAAGUUUGUUUUUGUUUUUGAAGGGGGGAAAAUGGACACAAUUUUGAAGCAAUACUGUUAUUACCUGUGCUCAUAUACUGAACGACAGUCUCUCCAUACUGUGGUUUACUGUACAUAUGUUUGUGAAGAAGAAACUAACCAGACAGUAUAAUUUGUGGUUUUGAAUGUUUGUAUGCUGUAUAAAUGCCACCUGCUUUUAAUCUGCUUCUGUAAUGAACAUACCGGCAGAAAUUACUAAGAAAUUGCAAUAAAUUAUUCUACUUA
Messenger RNA from Alosa sapidissima (American shad), 5502 nucleotides. RefSeq names its product C-type lectin domain containing 16A (gene clec16a). Gene Ontology annotation, cellular component: late endosome; endolysosome membrane. The record is from RefSeq and is a predicted model, not a curated record. Gene Ontology annotation, biological process: regulation of autophagosome maturation; endosome to lysosome transport; endosomal transport. NCBI's taxonomy places the organism in Eukaryota, Metazoa, Chordata, Actinopteri, Clupeiformes, Clupeidae.